GACAACUCCUCGAUUGUCUUUCUCCUUAGACACUAGGCGACCAGUCAUCAUGGAGAAGGAAGGACUACCACCCUAUACUGAAGUCGUAAGACCUUGGGCAGAGAGACGCCGUAGACGCCGCAUCUUUCGAGUUGUUGCAGCUACAUGUCUCUCCUACUUUGCCUACUCAGCAUACAAGAUUUCAGCAAAUACUGAGAAGCCUGCCAAUUUACUCUCUUCCACUCGCUUGCAAGAAGACCUGGCCACCUGCGCAACCCUACAACGAGUCCCUGUCAGCCCAUCUGGUAUUCGCGAGUACAACAAACGUUAUGUAAACGGCACCAAGCCUGUGCUGAUACAAAACGCCACUAUUUGGACUGGCGAGCCUGCACCUGGUACAAGUGCCGAAGACGCUCAUCAAGGAAAGGGCUAUGCCUGGAUCCAAUCGGAUGUGUUCAUUGAACAUGGUCUCAUCAAACGAGUUGCGCCGUCCAUCUCCCUCUCGGACCUACCGACAGAGUAUGAGACUUUCAAUGCUCAUGGUCGUCAACUCACAAGCGGAAUCGUGGACACCCACAGUCACGCGGGCCUUGGAAGCGUAGGCAACCUACAACAUGACGAGAAUGAGCUAUCUAGCGACAUCACACCAUACGUCAAGUCAUUGGAUUCCCUAGACCCACUUCAUCCUGAGAUCCAAUGGAUCAAGUCUGGCGGCGUAACCACAUCUCUGCUCCUUCCCGGCUCUGGAAACAACAUCGGCGGAGAAGCAUUCCUCGUCAAGUUCGCUGUCGGUAAAGAUGGCGGUCGUGCUGAGCUCAGCCAACAAGAUAUGCUGGCAGAUCCUGAUCAUACUUGGAGAUACAUGAAGAAUGCCUGCGGUGAAAACCCCAAGAGAGUGUAUGGAAAGCUUGGUGAAAAAGGCCCAUUCAGCCGUAUGGGAGAAGGCUGGCAAUUUAGACAUGCCUUUGAGCAGGCAAGAGAUUAUGUCAAAGCUCAGGAUGACUGGUGUGCAGCUGCUGCCUCUGUCGGAGCGGAAAACAUGAACAGCUACUUGCCUCAAAAGCUCGAGUGGGAAAACCUAGGAGCCGUUCUCCGUGGCCAAGUGCGAGUCAACACGCAUUGCUACACCGUCCCAGAUCUUGAGAUGUAUGUGCGCCUCACUAAUGAAUUCAAGUUCAGGGUCUAUGCUUUCCAUCAUGCUCAUCAGACCUACUUGGUACCUGAUGUUUUGAAGAGGGCUUACGGUGGUACACCUGCGGCUGCCCUCUUUGGAGACAACAUGUACUACAAAGUGGAGAGUUACAGAGCAUCUGAGAAGGCUGGCAAAAUUCUCUACGAGAACGGAAUCACCCCAGUCUAUGUCAGCGACAACCCAGUCAUCAACUCUCAGCAUGUCAAGCAUGAAGCUGCAAAGGCAUACGGCUACGGUCUUCCAUACCACGUCGCUCUGGCUGGUCUGACUUCAGCUCCCGCAGAGCUUUUGGGCAUGGGGGAGAGGCUUGGAAAGAUCAAGGCUGGCUUCGAUGCCGAUAUUGUUGUUUGGGAUUCUGAUCCGCUCUCUCUUGGUGCUACACCCAUUCAGGUCUGGAUUGAUGGUGCCCCACAGUUUAAAGAUCCAGUAGAGCUCAAGAAGCCUCUGACUUCACCCAUCAAGCCAGAUCUUGCACUGGCAGAGGAUCAUGACGAGAGCGAAUCGAGCAAGGACGUCGUCUUCACUGGUGUUACCAACAUCCGCAUCCCAGGUCUGACUUCAUCGUCCGAGUUCAAGGGAUCUGCCACCGUCGUCGUAUCACAGGGAAAGAUCGUCUGCGCUGGUUCUUGCGAUGCAGAAGUGCACACAGCAAAGUCUAAGAACGCUCGCACUGUGGCUCUGCGUGAUGGAUAUCUCACUCGCCCGCUCACCGCGUUCGGCUCUGGUCUAGGUAUGCAAGAGAUUAUGCAGCAACCAGAGACGUAUGAUGGUGCUGUCAAUGACAAGGUGUGGGCCAGAGCAGUCGAUGGCCUCCUUCUCGACGGCAAGAACCUCUUUGCCGCCUAUCACCAUGGUGUCACCAAAGCAAUUUCUGCACCAAUUGCUCGUGUCUAUUCUGGUAUUUCUCUCCGUGGUAUCUCUGCUGGAUUCCUGACUGGCGCAAAGACCACCCUGAGCAAAGGAGCCGUCUUCGCGGAGGAAGCUGCGGUUCACUAUGACUUUACCCUCAAUGGCAAAAGCGAUGCGAACCCUUCCAUCUCAAGCUUGGUAGCAGAUUUGCGACACAAGCUGCUCGAGGCAGUCCGCAACAAUGAAACCAUCGUCGAUACUUAUUCUGAAGCUGCAUCUCUGAAGAAGGUUGUCGAAGGCAAGUCUGCUCUUGUACUAAGUGCGCACAGCGCAGAUACCAUCUCUGCUCUCAUCCGCCUCAAGUCCACAGUCGAGGCUGCAAGCAAGGUUCCCCUUCGCCUAGUCAUCCUUGGAGCCGCGGAGUCUCAUCUUGUGGCUAAGGAAUUGGCAGCUGCAGAUAUCGCCGUUGUUCUAGCCCCAAUGCUUCCGUGGGCACAAACGUGGGAUCAACGUCGCAGCCUUAUGUCAGCGCCCUUGAAUAAUGGGUCCACAAUUGAUUUCUUGCUCGAAUCUCAAGUUCGGGUCGCUAUUGGCGUUGAUGAAGUAUGGGAGACAAGAGAUUUAGCCCUUGCAGCUGGAAUCGCACUGAAAAACUCGCAAGGAAGAUUGUCGGAACAGCAGGCUCUUGAUCUCGUUAGCACAAACUUCUAUGAGUUCUUGGGCCUGGAGGUACCCAAAGCGGAAAGCGAGUUUGUUAUCUAUGAGCAUUCGCCAUUGGAAAUAGGUUCUAGGGUUGUAGCUAUUGCAGAUGGUUCCGGCAAGACAGAUGUCUGGCUCUAAGAAGAUGGGAAGGAACCAAUGAUAUGCUGCUCUAGGGAGGUAAGAGUUUGUCUAUGGCUAGCUAAUGCAGAGAAAGUUUUGUAUGUUUCGCCCUCCUGUCAAAAUUUGGAUUCUUGUUCACACUUCCUGGUACUGCAUCAAUUGAC
Molecule: messenger RNA, 3006 nt
Organism: Aureobasidium pullulans EXF-150
Lineage: Eukaryota; Fungi; Ascomycota; Dothideomycetes; Dothideales; Saccotheciaceae
Exons: 2
Coding region: 50-2860 (936 amino acids)
Biological process (GO): N-acetylglucosamine catabolic process
Molecular function (GO): N-acetylglucosamine-6-phosphate deacetylase activity
Source: RefSeq, a predicted model, not a curated record